Molecule: messenger RNA, 4031 nt
Organism: Dicentrarchus labrax (European seabass)
Lineage: Eukaryota; Metazoa; Chordata; Actinopteri; Moronidae
Product: olfactory receptor 51G2-like
Exons: 1
Coding region: 676-1635 (319 amino acids)
Biological process (GO): G protein-coupled receptor signaling pathway
Cellular component (GO): membrane
Molecular function (GO): G protein-coupled receptor activity; olfactory receptor activity
Source: RefSeq, a predicted model, not a curated record
CACGUUUUAAUGAUUGGUUCCAAACUUUUUUGGCUUGUGACCCUUAAAGCCAGAAAAUGUUAAAAAUUUUAUAAACUUAACAGUUAGCAACGUAAUCAAAGAGUGAUGUUUCCUUACAGACUGUUUCAUUUAGGUAGUUUUUCAAGUCCUUUUCAAGAUGUUAAACUCUCUAGUGUUUCAAAAGGACAAAGCAAAAUGUAAGAUUUUUUUUAUCGCAUUGCUCAAAUUGUGGCAGCCUCCCACAAUCAACUAUACUCUCAUUGAGCGUCACAAUAAACAUGAAGAAGCUUCUGUUUUGGAAGUGGUCUUUCAAACAAAGCUUUACUUGCAAUGAGUGAAAAACAAUCUGGAGCCGGGAGUGCUAAUGAUGAUGACGUAGCACUGGCCUGUUAGGAUAUGAACCAGCACAUGUUGCUGCCGCCGACAGUUAGACUGAGUGCAGCAGUGUGCUGGUUAACAGAUCCGAUUGAGGAUAAGGGUGGGCAGGUUAAUGGCUGGGUAACUUUAGGCUUUAUGUGAUAACUGUAUAUAUUGUUAGAAAUCUUUACACUUCCUUUUUAAAAAAUAUUGUUUUUCAAAGUGAUUAGUUAUAAGGAAGUAAUUGAUUUGUUAUAGAAUGAGAACAUACAUUUUAAAUAUUUGCUGACAUUAGUUGUUUUGUCUUAUAAACCAAGAAUGAUGUCAAAUUCAACUUUAUCAUCUUUAUCUUAUUUUAUUCUUGGAGCUUAUUUGAACAUUGGAAACUUAAGAUACUUUUAUUUUAUGAUAACUGCUUUUAUUUACAUUGUUAUUGUUGUUGUCAACACAUCUCUCAUUGUGAUUAUCUGUAUGAACAGAAGCUUACAUGAACCUAUGUACAUAUUUCUGUGCAGCCUGUUUGUAAAUGAACUGUAUGGUAGUACAGGGUUGUUUCCAAUGCUUCUGAUUCAGAUUCUCUCUGACAUUCACACUGUUUCUGCUCCCUUUUGUUACCUGCAGAUUUUCUGCUUGUACACAUAUGCACAUGUAGAGUUUUGUAAUUUAGCCGUCAUGUCUUUUGACAGAUAUCUUGCUAUCUGUUGUCCUCUACAAUAUAACACACGUAUGACAAUCUACAAGGCAGUUGUCUUCAUUGCUGUAAUAUGGUUGUACUCUUUUAUCAAAUUCUUUAUUACUUUAUCUUUAAACAUCCGUUUGCCGCUUUGUGGAAAUGCCAUAAACAGUUUGUAUUGUCAUAACUACCUUGUUGUUAAGUUGGCAUGUUCAGACACCAAAGUGAACAACAUUUAUGGACUUUUUGGGACAGUUGUCACCAUUGUAGUCCCUCUGCUACCAAUUGUUUUCUCUUACAUGAAAAUUCUUAAAAUCUGUUUUUCUGGUUCCAGACAGACCAGACAGAAAGCUGUCAGUACCUGCACACCUCACCUUGUUUCUCUGUUGAAUUUUUCUUUUGGGUGUUCCUUUGAAAUACUUCGCACUAGAUUUGAUAUGAGCAGUGUUCCCAGACUCCUACAAAUCUUUCUGUCUCUGUAUUUUCUCAUUGUUCAGCCACUUUUGAAUCCUAUCAUGUAUGGACUGCAAAUGACCAAAAUACGAAAAACAUAUGAACAUCUAUUCUGUUAUAAGAUGUUGACUGGUCAGAGAGAUACUGUGUGAGUGCAAUAAGAAAGUGUCAGUAAAUGAUUGAGAAUAUUUUACCUUGAAAUGUGAAAAAUGGAAUCUCUCACUGUUACUGUGAUGAAUUUAAAUAAUGUUCAAAUAAUAGAUUUAAAGUGUGAAAUGUAAAAUGAAAAAAUACUGAAAAGUGAACAUAAGGUAUUUAAAGUGGUGGUUAUAGUAUGUUAUAUAUCAACAUGCAUCCCGACCCAUUGAUUAUCAACUCUUUUAAUGUGGCCGGAGAUAUCUGAAUACAUGGACAGAUGGGGUGUCAAAUCCAUGCUGUCUCUCAUCUGUAAUUAUCAGGAAUUUUUACCUGGCUUGGGGCCUUCUUUAUUCGAAAUCAUGGCGGGAUAAAGGGAUUCAUGUGGUAGAAGUUAUGUUUGAGGGUAACAUCUUGAUGUCCUUUCAGCAGGUUCCAGACAAAUUUAGUCUCCCUAAAGAUCACUUUUUUGGAUAUUUGCGAUCAGAUGGCAUUCAGAUUAGCAGAUAUUGGAAUCACAUAGCUUGAGAACUGAGUGGCAUCUUUAAGACUACAAUAAGGAAGGACCCAGGGCUAAUCAUAUUAGGUUUGCCCUCUAAAGAAUUAUCCGUCUCCCAUAAUCACUAAACGUUUCUCCUCACUGGCAAAUGCUUCCUGUUAAAAUGGGUAGAGAUACUCCACCCACAGUAACAUUCCGGUACAGGGAGAUUUUUAAUGUGUUACCUCAUGAAAGGAUAAGUGCGGUCCUUUGGGCCGAUGACAGCUCAUUUUUUCAAGAUCUGGAACCCUGUCCUGGAUUAUUUGACAUCAGAGCUUAAAAACUCUCUGCUGAAAGGCCAAUACCCCUCAAAAUGAAAACAAAUUAUGCCUACAUAACAAAUUUGUAACACAGUGAGUCUUGAGUUCUGAAAAAGAUAGAAAUAUGUUGGGGGAAAAAACAUGCAUCUCAAUAGUCAUGAGCCCUGAGAUAAGGUGUCUAUAAAAUUAAAGGCCUGCUUUUGUUGCCUGGUUGAGUGUUUUUGAGGCUGCAGACCUGCAUGAACUCACUGAUAUUUUAUGUCUGCUUUUUCUGAGGACAUGUACACCGAAUUAAACUCUCUGCUAGUACAAUAAACCUUGGUUUAAAGCAACACUCAGGCUAAAGAGGAUGCCUACAGGUGUGGGGACAUAAUCCUGUGCAACCAGGUAGAAACACACUGACGAGGGAGGUCAGAGCAGCAGAAAAGUAAAACAGGUUUUGACCUAACGAUCCAGUGUCAGUGUGGAGAGGCCUUCAAAACAACACCAACCACCAGAGACCAACCCCCCCACUGUGCAGAACCCCCAACUGGCUGGCAACAAGCCCACACUCAAACCCUUCACCUACUCUGAUUCCCAUCCUCCCCCUCACCCUUCCCCACAGACUCCCGACCUGAACUUAGGACCUGUGAAGAGAAUGUAUAUCAGCUCUUUCAGAGACAAAUCAACAGAUCCUUUUUAGCUGUGUGAAGUCCCCUCCUGUUUUAAAUACUCCACAAUCAUCCCGAUCCCCAAGAAACCCUCUAUCUCAGGACUAAAUGACUACAGGCCCGUUACUCUGACGUCUAUAGCCAUGAAGUCCCAGUGUGCCUACUGGUCAGUGGAUGAUGCAGUCAACACAGGACUGCACUACAUCCUGCAGCACCUCGACUCUCAGGGGGACAUGUACAAGGAUCCUAUUUGUGGAUCACAAUCUUCCUGACUAACAAGAGGGAGCAGCUGAGGCUGGGAACAAUCACAUCCAGCACCAGGACAAUCUGCACUGGCACCCACCAGGGGCACAUGCUCUCCUUGCUGCUCUUCUUCCUCCACACAAAUGACUGCACCUCAACAGACCCAUCUGUCAAACUCCUGAAGUUUGCAGAUGACACAACGGCCAUUGGCCUCAUCCGGGACAGUGAUAGGGGGUUGAACAGCUGGUCCUCUGAUGUGGUCAGAACUACCUGGAGCUUCACACGCUCAGAACUGUUGAGUUUAGGAGGAGCCCCCCCAUCACCAUACCUAAAAACACUGUGUCUGCUGUGGAACACUUCAGGUUUCAAGGAGUCCAACACAGACACCAUCAUCAAGAAGGCACAGCAGAGCAUGUACUUUCUAUUCCAGCUCAGGAAGCUCAACCUGCCUAAGGAGCUACUGAUCCGGUUCUACAUCGCCAUUAUUCAGUCUGUAGAUCCCUUACUGUCUGGUUUGGAUCAGGAACAGAGUCAGGACUGCAACCUGCCCUCCUUUCAGGACUUUUACAUGUGCAGAGUCAGGACCCUGGACCUGCUCCAACCUCUCCUCUGGGAGCCGCUCUAGAGCGCUGUAUGCCAAGACAACCAGACACAAGAACAGUUUUAACAGAAGGCCAUCACUCUGAACAACAGUUAGUAUCAAUAAAAUUCUAAGACCAAAA